Myodes glareolus (Bank vole) is the source of this 6405-nucleotide messenger RNA. RefSeq names its product G protein-coupled receptor 37 (gene Gpr37). Lineage: Eukaryota; Metazoa; Chordata; Mammalia; Rodentia; Cricetidae. Gene Ontology annotation, cellular component: plasma membrane; signaling receptor complex. Gene Ontology annotation, biological process: adenylate cyclase-inhibiting G protein-coupled receptor signaling pathway; positive regulation of MAPK cascade. Gene Ontology annotation, molecular function: G protein-coupled peptide receptor activity; prosaposin receptor activity. The record is from RefSeq and is a predicted model, not a curated record.
UUGGAAAGGCAUGGGCAACUUGCUGGGGUUCGGUCUCCCUCUGCUGUCAGUUCUCAGCAUGUCCAGGAGGCUGCUUUCCUUCUCUGGUGAUGAUCUGCCCUCACUCCCACCUCCGGGCAGGAUGCUUUCAAAGUCAAUGUUAAAGGCAGUGGGGCGCCUGGAGACUGCUCACGUUACACCCCUCUCUCUCACCGAGUGAAUGAAACCUGUGAACUCUGUUUCUCUUCUGCCCCUGCUCCAGGGAAUCAAGACUGUGAAUGUGUCACUAUUCCCUGGGGUAGUCUGAGGCCUGAGCAUGCGCACCAGCUGAUACCAAUUGUUGCAGAUCCCGGAGUCUCGCCCUUUCUACGUUCUCCAGGGAGCUCCGCCCGCACCCCGGUCCUGAGAUCGUCCUCUCUCAUGGGUGGUGGACGGCUAGAUCGGCUGGUUGGAAUAUCUAGGGAAAAAGCCGUUGGAGUUCAUGUCCUUGCUUCUAGCCACGCAGGCUCAGCGGCGCCGCCGCCCUUGUUCCCUGGUCGCUCACAGCUUCCAAGUGAAAGCCGCUGCGAACGGCUUGAAUGAAACAUGUGUGGGUUUAGUGUGUGGUAAAACCAUCAGGGGAUUCCUUCUCUCCACAAACCAGAAGCUCUGUUAGAAGGAGGACGAGUGGGAGGAGGCCUGGAGCGUAGCGCGCGCAGUGGCUGAGCGGCUGGGAGAGGCAGGGCCACCUCCCCUGGCGACCACGCACCGCUCCACCCGCCUGCGGCGGUUCCAGGCACCACGCUCUCCGCCGGGGCUGUGAUGGUGGUGGCAGUGACAAGCUCCUACACCCGACAGCACUGUGCACACAACAGCAGCGCCCUCUCCUCCCUCUCCCUCCAUCCCACGCCUACUCCGCCUGGGCACUAUGCACAACCGCCGGCGAUAGCCCCUUGUCAACUUUGAGCGGAAGGAGCAGCAACUUUGACAGCAGUCGCGGGUUUCGAAUCCGGCUUCUCCUUGGCAACAGAACCCUCGAAAGUGGCCUGAGUUAAACCAGACAAGAGUUUCCUCUGAGCACCAGCAUUGGCUCUGUUUGCAACGGGUUCCCUGCCAGCCGGGCGUGGGAUUGUGACAGCCAGUCCCCUGGUGGAGGGGACUUGUUUUUCUUUCUCUCAAGAGACCUCGACUAGCGACUGGAUAAAGCUGUAGCAAAAGGAUGUAAAUAGCAAAGCAACUGUUACCAAGAAGGCAGUCACCACCCAAAGGCAGGGAGGAACGUGGGGCUUCCUCCAGGCUGUGCCCAGUCGCAACAUUAGGGAACAAUCGGGUGGUGUUUGCAACUUUUCAAGGUCAGUCUGGUGGAUCUGCUAUUUUCCCUGGGACCCUUCCGGUGAUCAGAGCUUGGGUUAGAUUUGACUGCGAAAUGCACAGGACGCCAAACGUGGAAGGAUUGUAGGGGGUGUGUUGUCCCCCCCCCCCCCCGGUUCUGUUCCCUGCUUUCCCAGUAGUCUUCAGCUCCUCUCCACUACCCAGCGGUGAGUAUGUGACAUGUGUCUAACUCUCUGCACCAAGUUUGGCAGCAGGUGUCGGUGCUAAGUAAGAGCGGGGCUACUAGGUGCGCCCUCGCCGAGCCAUGCCGGCCAGGGGCGCGCCUUUCUCGCGUACGUCGCGGCUACUGCUCCUCCUGCUGAUGAAGGUUUCUGUCUCUGCUGUCCUGAGCUUUGUUUCUGAGGCCAGGAAUGGAACUUGUCUUGGGGGCAACUGUCCCCCACUGCUCCAACGCCACAGCAGGGAUGCCCGGGAACCAGGAAAUUCUGUGAGAGACAUUCUGCGAGUUCGAGUUCGUAUGCCCAGGGAGAAACUGGAAGCAGAGGUGAGAGGGGCGACCUCCUGGGACCUCCCACCCUCCCCAGGCGGCAAGACAGGUGUGAGUGAAGAGGCGGCAGGUGCUGCAGCUGCUGGGCCCUUGGGUCGUCCAACCAAGCCACCUGGUGUCUGGAGGUGGAAAGGUGCGCAGGGUAAAGAGCCAUUGGGAAAUUUGGGGAGAAGGGACCCCACGGACCUCCAACUCUUCCUUCAGACUUCGGAGGGGGAAGAGAUGAGUCCCAGGGGAGCUGGCAUUCCCCGGAGCAGCCAGGAGAAGAGUGUGAAAAUGGACCCUGAACCCAGAGAUCUUUUUUACUGGCCACGGAGAACUGGACAACUCCAGGGUUCCCACCAAAAACCUCCAGCGGGGCACGAAGGGAGGACCAUUGCUCCCCCAGGCAGGGCACUACCACAAAACGGGUCUGUAGAUGACUGGAUCCCUGACCAAGGGGGUCCGCGACGUGGAAACAGCACAAGCAGGCGCGUGAGACUGAAGAACCCUUUCUACCCUCUGACCCAGGAGUCCUAUGGCGCCUAUGCAGUCAUGUGCUUAUCUGUGGUGAUCUUUGGGACCGGUAUCAUUGGUAACUUGGCGGUGAUGUGCAUCGUGUGUCACAAUUACUACAUGAGGAGCAUCUCCAAUUCUCUCUUAGCAAACUUGGCCUUCUGGGACUUUCUCAUCAUCUUCUUCUGCCUACCCCUGGUCAUCUUCCAUGAGCUGACCAAGAAGUGGCUUUUGGAAGAUUUCUCCUGCAAGAUCGUGCCCUAUAUCGAGGUGGCUUCUCUGGGCGUCACUACUUUCACCUUAUGUGCACUGUGCAUAGAUCGCUUCCGGGCUGCCACCAACGUCCAGAUGUACUAUGAAAUGAUCGAAAAUUGUUCUUCCACCACUGCCAAACUUGCAGUUAUCUGGGUUGGCGCUUUGCUGUUGGCACUUCCGGAAAUUGUCCUCCGCCAGUUGAGCAAGGAGGAUUUGGGCUUUAGUGGCCAGGCUCCUGCAGAACGGUGUGUCAUAAAGAUCUCUCCUGAUUUACCGGACACCAUCUAUGUUUUGGCCCUUACUUAUGACGGUGCACGGCUCUGGUGGUAUUUUGGCUGCUACUUUUGUCUGCCUACACUUUUCACCAUCACCUGCUCGCUAGUGACUGCACGAAAGAUCCGCAAAGCAGAGAAGGCCAGUACCCGUGGGAACAAGCGGCAGAUCCAUCUGGAGAGCCAGAUGAACUGCACGGUGGUGGCCCUGACCAUUUUAUAUGGGUUUUGCAUCAUCCCUGAGAAUAUCUGCAACAUCGUCACUGCCUACAUGGCCACGGGCGUCUCACAACAGACGAUGGACCUCCUCAACAUCAUCAGCCAGUUCCUCUUGUUCUUCAAGUCCUGCGUCACCCCCGUGCUCCUCUUCUGCCUCUGCAGACCCUUCAGCCGGGCCUUCAUGGAGUGCUGCUGCUGCUGCUGUGAGGAGUGCAUCCAGAAGUCUUCCACUGUGACCAGCGAUGACAACGACAAUGAGUACACCACGGAGCUGGAGCUGUCGCCCUUCAGCACGAUCCGCAGGGAGAUGUCCACUUUUGCUUCUGUGGGGACCCACUGCUGAAGUACCCGGCUCGCUUAGCUCAGAUUUCUCCGAUUUUCAUAUCCUGUGAAAAUUUUUACUUCAUAUUUUUCCUUGCAGAGGAACGAGGCAAACAUUUUGGAAAGCAAGUAGAGGAAGGCAUAUUAACUGCUCUAGAACUGAUUUUGCAAAUUAAUAUUUGUGCUCUGGGAAAAAAAUGUUUCUAUUUAGUAAUUUAGUAUUUGUAAUAAGAAGGUGGCCAACCAUCUCAGAUCAUUUUUCCUGCUAUGGUGCUAAUAUUUUAUUUAAAAGUUACUGCACCUUAACAAUAUUAAUUGUUGGAUUUCUUUUUUUCUUUUAAGAACAUAAUCAUUGUAUACUGAAGGUGGGCCUGCGAUUUUGCUAGUUAUUUUGUGUUUAAGUUGUGAUUGAAAGUACAUUGUAUCUAAAAUGAUUUGUACUUCCAGCCAUUCAAAGUAGCCCCAAAUAAACAACCCAUCCUUCUUUAACACGACUGUCAAUCUACUUUUAACUAAGACUCAAUAAAUCUUUUAAUUGCCUUAAACAUACAAUUACUGGUCCUAUGCACAACUUGAAACUGGCCUUAUCUUUUUUCUUUAUAUCUUCCUUUAAGGCAGGUAAUCACUAUGUUGUAAAGAAGUUUUCCAAAUAAUACUGUUUAUAUACAUAACUCAUAACAUUAUAUUGUAGAUUAAAAUUAAGCCGUAAUUUUUAAUAUUCACAGUAUAAAAUCACUUCUGAAUAUUUUUAAAAAUAUAAAAGACAGAAGAGUAGGUAUAGAGUUCUUUUACUUCCUAUAGGUCUAUUUUAAAUCCACCUUUCAACUGGCACAUGGAGGGACAGGUUUUCCCAUGGGGGAUUAUGGGCAGAUCAAGACUGGGAAACAAUGUGCUUGUCAUCUGAUUUCCACUGAAAAUAGGCUCUGAAGUUCCGUGGCUCAUAUGUGAAGUGCUCUGAAUUCUAAUAGUCCUUCUUGGCUUCUAUUUUACUUUUUAAAUUUUUGAGAAUUUCAUAGGAGUACUCUGUUUAAACCAUUUCCACCCAUUCCUUCCCCUUCCACUCCUCCCAUUUGACUCCCUCAAAUUCAUAUUUACAAAAAAAAUAACCUAAUUAAACCUCUGACUUUAGUUUUUAUGUGGAAUGAAAGUACAGAUAUGUAUGUAUGUAUGUAUGUAUGUAUAUGUAUGUAUCUAUGUAUGUAUGUAUAUCUUGAUUAGAGCAUGAAAAUAUUCAAAUACGACCCUUAAAUGGAUGUUCAAUAAAUACCCCCCCCAAACCUCACCCCACCCAUUCAGUUUAUUGAGUCGCAUGUGUUUGGCGCAUGGGUCACAUGUCCAGUUGUGAUGGCAGAUUCUGACUGGGAGACAAAAUCAUUUUUUUUAAAGCUCCAAGAAAAAGUGGGUGAUUGAAUGCCAGUGCCUUCAGCAAAACAACAGGAUUAGGAGCCCAAUUAUCUGUCUGGAAAGUGUUCUUUCCAUCAGUCUCUCAGCUUUUCAGCUUGAACUGAACCAGUGCCCAUCUGCCAGAAACUAGCUUGACGUUAUGACAGUCACAGAAAUUCAGUGGUAGAAAACUUAAGAGAUUUGACCCAAGUCAUUUAUGUCCCGGAUGAAGUCCAGAUCAACAAAAACAUCUUUCUCUUAACUUCUCCUUUCCCCAGUUCAGUUCUGGAGAUGUGAUUAAUCCCCACACUGGCCAGGGAUUUAAGGCAUGGUUAAAACACAGGAUAAUUGUUUUCUGACAGUUGUGCAAGGUCUUUGGGGAAUUCCUGAAGGAGACAUCUGAGGACAUCCAGGUUUGGGUUGAAGAGCAAGUUGACAACUCUGAGUCCACAAUGCCUGUCUCAACACCACAGGUGACUUCAGAACGGAGAAACUCAUUCUAUAAAACCUUCUAUGCUUCUACUUUCAGUACUUGCGAGUAGAACUCAUUCUCAGACUGGUCAAAAAAUCAAGGAGAGAAGAAUAUGUAGAAAGAGCCAAGAGAAAGCAUGAAUGAGUACAAUAACUUAGAGCUAAUGGGUGGUGGACAGAAUGCGUAAAAUUUGAUAACCAUACUCAGGGAAGAGGGAAGUCAGACUUAAAUAAAACAAUGAAGCUUUUAUGUGAUAACUGAUGGCCAGCCCACACAAGGAGGUGAUGGUGGAAGAUUUGGUGAGUAGAAAGCCCAAGAGGAGAGAAGUUAUUUUAGAAAUACUAGAACAAGAAAUCACUAGGUGCGAUUGAAUCUUUUAGCUUAACUGGCUUUGAUAUGGAUUUGGUUUAAAGGUGUCUCUCAAAGCUAAAUGGACUAGAAGCUGGUCUUCAUGUGGCAACAGAAGAUGGUAGAGCAAUCAGGAGAUAAGGCCCAGUGGUAAGUGAACAGGCUAUAAAGGUGAUACUAUCAUGACUAAUGACUUUCAUAUAAUUUCUGAUUCCCACAAACCCGGCUUAGCAAUGAAAAGUGUGAAUGUAUUCUAUAAAGAAAACCCACAUGACAUGUUUGGUUUCAUCUGUUCAGAGAUUUCUCCCCCUCUUUUUCUUUCUGCCAUGUCAUGUCAUUAGAGACCAGACAGAUAGACAAAUGAGCCUGAUAUUGGACUUCUACCUUCCAAAACUGUAAUCUGAAUAAACCUCUGUAUAAGUAUUCAUCCUCUAGCAUUGUAUUGAAACAACGACAAAGCUAUACAGAAGAUUUGUGAGAAAUCAUGAUGAAUAUUCACUGAAGUCGUCUAAUAAGAAUGCUGUUGUUAUGGAUAAAUGUCAGAACUCUACAACAGGAAGAUAUUUGUAAACAAGUUAAGUAUAGAAGCAGUGAUGGUUUGAAUAUGAAAAAAUUACUAGACAGUCACAACAUGUUAUUGAACUAUAAUGUAGGCAGUGAAACUAAAAUUUACUUUUUCUUCUGUGCUUGCUUUGUGAUGAUCAGUUGUUGAUACACAGACCUUUUGUUAUAUCCUACCCUUGCCACUUUAGUAUUAAAACUAAGCUGUCCUAAAUAAAAUUUGAUUUAUAUGCUUUCUCAUA